AUAAAAACUGAAAUGUCUAAGUGAUAAAACAUCAUUUCUUGUUUAACAAAACACAGAACAACACCAUGGCUUUUAAAGUACUCGUCUUUGCUGCUCUUGUCGCUUACGUCAAUGCAGGAAUAUUUGGCGAGGCUCCAGUUGCGGCCCCAGUAGUCUCUGCAUACUCUGCUGCUCCCGUGGUUGCUGCCCCAGCUGCAGUUUCAAGGUCUUAUAUCCAAACUUACAGUAGCCACUCUGCACCACUCGCCGUUGCUGCUCCAGUUGUCGCCAAAUCAGUGGCCCCAGUAGUGUCUGCCUAUUCUGCACCUCUUGCGCUACCAGCAGCGGCUCCAGUCAUCUCUUCCUACUCCUCACCGGUUGUAGCUAAAUCAGUAGGGCCAGUAGCAUACUCAGCCCAUGCUCCAGUUGUAUCAGCUUACUCAUCUCCCUUGGUAGCUCAAAGCGUAUCUCCUCUAGCUUACUCUGCCCCUGUGCCAGUACUCUCAGCAUAUUCUGCUCCAGUUGUUGCCAAAAGUUUAGCACCUCUAAGUUAUGCUGCUCCAGCUCCAGUUGUAUCCGCAUACUCAGCACCAGUAGUUGCCAGGAGUUUUUCACCAGCUCCUCUUGCGUAUGCUACUCAUGGUUCACCAUUGGUAUCUGCUUAUUCCUCUGGACCACUUGUUCAACCAUGGUAGAGUGCAAAUGUAUAUUACAUUGACUGAUGUUUACGUAUUUAUUAUAUUUAAAUAAAAAUAUCACUUGCA
Messenger RNA from Diabrotica virgifera virgifera (western corn rootworm), 743 nucleotides. Its product is annotated as cuticle protein LPCP-23-like. The record is from RefSeq and is a predicted model, not a curated record. The transcript has 2 exons. Lineage: Eukaryota; Metazoa; Arthropoda; Insecta; Coleoptera; Chrysomelidae. The coding region runs from base 66 to 674 and encodes 202 amino acids.